This is a messenger RNA of Darwinula stevensoni, 2094 nucleotides long. NCBI's taxonomy places the organism in Eukaryota, Metazoa, Arthropoda, Ostracoda, Podocopida, Darwinulidae. The record is from the annotation of a GenBank genome assembly.
AUGUGGCGAAUCGUGCAGAGGAAGUGCGUGACGAACGUGAUUUCUCUCGUCCAGAAUCACGUCCGAACGUUCCCGGUCCGAGCGCUCCCCGUCCGCUCGACGACGGCGCGGCUGCGAGGACGGGCGGUCGUGACGUCCCUCGCGAGGUUCUCGAGCACGGCCGCUCGGGAGCAGAGCAGCCAGGACGACGAAUCCGGGUUUCACAGCAUCAUCGGGGACGGGGAGAAGCCGACGGGGCAGGGGACGCGCAUGGAGUUCCAGGCGGAGACUCGGAUGCUCCUGGACAUCGUGGCGAAGUCCCUCUACUCCGAGAAGGAAGUCUUCAUCAGGGAACUCAUCUCGAACAGCAGCGACGCCCUCGAGAAGGUCCGGUACUUCAACCUGACGGGGAAGAGCCUGGAGAGCCCCGACCGGGCGCUGGAGAUCCACAUCGGGACGGACAAGGUGGCGAAGACCUUGACCGUUCAGGACACGGGGGUGGGGAUGACGAGGGAGGAGCUCGUGGACAACCUGGGCACCAUCGCCCGGUCGGGGUCCAAGGCGUUCCUGGAGGAACUCAAGAAGGGGAGCGUGGACCCGGGCACCAUCAUCGGGCAGUUCGGGGUCGGAUUCUACUCCACGUUCAUGAUCGCGGAGAAGGUGGAGGUGUACACGAGGGCCUCGGGGUCGCCCGGGUACCUCUGGACGUCGGAUGGGACGGGGACGUACGAGGUCGGGGAGGCGGAGAACGUGCAGUUGGGGACGAAGAUCGUCGCUCGUCUCAAGCCCGACUCGCUCGAGUUCGCCGACGAGGACAGGAUCAAGGAAGUGAUCCGGAAGUAUAGCAACUUCGUGGGGAAUCCCAUCUUCCUGAACGGGAAGCAGGUGAACACGAUCCAGGCCGUGUGGCUCAUGGACCCGAAGGACGUGAGCGAGGAGAUGCACGAGGAGUUCUAUCGGUUCGUGGGCAACUCGUACGAUCGGCCGAGGUUCACGCUGCAUUACAGGACGGACGCGCCCGUGAAUCUCAGGACUCUGUUGUACUUUCCCGAGGGGAAGCCGGGGCUCUUCGACCUCAGUCGGGACAUGGACGUCGGGAUCUCCCUAUAUUGCAGGAAGGUCCUCAUCCGGCACCGGGCCGAGAACAUCCUCCCCAAGUGGCUUCGGUUCGUGAAGGGCGUCGUGGACUCCGAGGACAUACCCCUGAAUCUGAGUCGAGAGCUGUUGCAAGACAGUUCCCAGAUCAGGAAACUCCGGACGGUGUUGACCAACCGCGUCGUGAGAUUCCUGCAAGACCGGGCCAGGAAAGAGCCCGACUCCUACCGAGAAUUCAUCACCAACUACGGAAUAUUUUUCAAGGAAGGAAUCCUGACGGGCCAGGAGCAGAUGGAGAAGGAAGAGAUCGCCCGGCUCCUUCAAUACGAAUCCUCGAAGUGCCCUGCCGGGGAGCGAGUGACCCUGAUGGACUACGCGAGCCGGAUGAAGCCGGGCGAGCGGGACAUCUUCUACCUCGCGGCCCCGAGCCGCCACCUGGCCGAGUCGUCGGCCUACUUCGAGGCCUUCAAGGCCCGGGACGUGGAGGUCCUCUUCUGCUACGAGCCGUACGACGAGCUCGUCCUCAUGACGCUGAGGCAGUUCGACAGGAAGAACCUCACGUCCGUGGAGAAGGAGAUGCGGCAGGAGAAGGAGAGCGUGAAGGUGGAGGAGAUGGAGGGGAGCCUGCCCAAGUCGGAACUGGACGCGCUGACCGAGUGGAUGAAGGACACGCUGGGCGGGAAGGUGAGCGCGGUGAAGUACACGGGGAAGCUGGACUCGCACCCGUGCGUCGUGACGGUGGAGGACAUGGGCGCGGCGAGGCACUUCGUGAGGACGCAGUUCGCGGGGAUCCCCGAGGAGCAGCGCUACCGGCUCCUCCAGCCCCAGCUGGACGUGAACCCUCGCCACCCGAUCGUCAAGAAACUGGCCGAGCUGAGGACGGGGAACCCGGAGCUGGCGGCGCUGGUCACGGAGCAGCUCUUCUCCAACGCCAUGGUCUCCGCCGGCCUCGUCGAGGACCCGAGGACCGUCCUCACCAAGUUCAAUCAACUCCUCGCGCUUGCCCUCGAGAAGCAUUGA